Stegastes partitus (bicolor damselfish) is the source of this 4700-nucleotide messenger RNA. RefSeq names its product amyloid beta (A4) precursor protein-binding, family B, member 1 (Fe65) (gene apbb1). NCBI's taxonomy places the organism in Eukaryota, Metazoa, Chordata, Actinopteri, Pomacentridae. The transcript is spliced from 14 exons. Gene Ontology annotation, biological process: regulation of DNA-templated transcription. Gene Ontology annotation, molecular function: amyloid-beta binding; transcription factor binding. The record is from RefSeq and is a predicted model, not a curated record. The coding region runs from base 188 to 2245 and encodes 685 amino acids. Gene Ontology annotation, cellular component: cytoplasm; nucleus.
GCUGUGACGAUAAUCCGUGACGCAGGUUCGCCCUCCAUCAGCAGCCGAGCCCACUGACAGAAAACACCACCUAGAAACCAGGCGAGCCCUCACGAUCUGUGGAAAUAUGUAGUGAGCUCGCACACUUCGUCGUAUUUCGUACAACAGAGGGGUUUGGCGGAGCUGAGCAGUUACAUGGGACGUUACCAUGGGUGGUCAUGAUGAUGAAGAUAUGACAUAUGUUGUGAACAAACAAAAGCAAGAUGAAGAGCUGAAGAACAAGCUGAAUGACGGCAGCCACUGGUGCGACCAGGAGUCCACUGGCAACAAUGCCAAGUGGCUGAAAGAAGGCCAGAACCAGCUGCGGAAAGUAGCCGAGAACCAACAGGACCAGGACCACAACUGCAAUAUCAACCAGAAUGGAAACAAGGAAGACUUCCCUCACCAGAACACCACUCAGGAAGAACAACAGGGAAACGAGGAGCAGAACAAGUCUCCCAAAAUAGCAAUGACCCCUGGUCUAAGUCAGGAGGAGUCCAAGAACAUCCUGAAUGAGCCGCUCCUCAUCGACACUCUGGAGUCCACAGAAGAGAAAGAUAAAGAGAGAGAAGAGGAUGACAAAGAGAAGGGAAACAAAUCUGAGGAUGAGGAGACAUCAGGUGACACCAGAGGAGAAAAAGUGGCCGAACAACAGGGCAACGUGGAGUCCCAGAGAGAGGGCAGCGUUGUGGGGAGGAACGCUUGCCUCCUCUUCUCCAACAUGAACGGGACGCCGAGCGAUGAAGAGUCCAGCUGGCCUGCGCUGUCUCAGGACAACACGGCCGACAGCUCUCCCAAUGGCAACAGAGAGUCCUUCUGGGACUCCAGUGCUUUCGAGACGGACACGGACCUGCCUUCAGGAUGGAUGAGAGUGCGGGACACAUCGGGCACGUACUACUGGCACAUCCCCACAGGCACCACCCAGUGGGAGCCUCCUUCACCUCUGGGGAAAGUUGGUGACUCCAUGAUGUCCUCUACUAUGUCCCUGGAGACUACCCCCUGCGAGGAACAUGAGGAAUCUUGGACUCAGCUGUCCAGCACGGAUGAAGGUGCCGGUGAAGGGGAACUGUGGAAGGAGGAGGGAGAGGUUGCAUCUGAUCAAAGUCUGAAGGAGUUUGAAGGAGCAACCCUACGCUAUGCAUCUAUCAACCUGAACUACAAUUGCUCCCAGUCUGAGGAAGAGGAGAAGCUGGCUCCACUCUGCACAGAUUUAGAAACUAAGUGUUUUGCAGUGCGUUCCCUGGGCUGGGUCGAGAUGUCUGAGGAGGACAUGGCACCUGGCAAGAGCAGUGUUGCCGUCAACAACUGCAUCAGGCAGCUCUCUUAUCACAAACACAACCUUCAUGACACUGCGGGCAUCUGGGGAGAGGGUAAAGACAUGCUAAUGGUCCUGGAGAACGACACCAUGAACUUGAUUGACCCACUGGGUCAGACUCUGCUUCAUGCUCAGCCGAUUGGCAGCAUCCGUGUUUGGGGUGUCGGCAGAGACAACGGCAGGGAUUUUGCUUAUGUGGCUCGAGACAACUUGACCCAAGUUCUGAAGUGUCAUGUUUUCCGCUGUGACUCACCUGCCAAGAACAUCGCCACCAGCUUACAUGAGAUGUGUUCAAAGAUAAUGAUGGAGAGAAAGGCGACCAAGCCAGGGGUGAGCAGGCUGAACUCUGACCCGGGUAAACCUGGGCUCAUCCCUGUUGAAGAGUUUCCUGCUCCAAAGAACGAACUCUUCCAGCGCUUCCAUGUUUAUUACCUUGGUUGUGAGACCGUGGCAAGGCCAGUUGGUGUGGAUGUAAUCAAUGAUGCACUAGAGGCAGCAAUGAAUGGCAAAGAUAAAAACGACUGGACUCCCGUCUCUGUGAAUGUCGCACCAGCCACCCUCACGAUCCUUUCAAAACAGGAUGAGGAGGUGCUGUCGGAGUGCAGGGUCCGUUUCCUCUCUUUCAUGGGUGUGGGGAAAGAUGUCCACACGUUCGCUUUCAUCAUGGCGGAGGGUCCCCGAGAGUUUACCUGCCACAUGUUUUGGUGCGAACCCAACGCUGCCAGUCUGAGCGAGGCUGUGCAGGCGGCCUGCAUGCUUCGUUACCAGAAAUGUCUGGAUGCACGUCCGCCCAGUCUAGCCUCCUGCCUGCCCACUCCUCCUGCUGACUCAGUGGCUCGACGGGUCAAGAAAGGGGUGCAGAGUCUGCUGGGCAGCUUUAAGAGCUACAGGUCAGGUUCUCAGUCCCCUUGAGUCGGAGCGAAGAUGAUCCAUUAAACCCAAGGUCCAUCACAGCAGCCCCUUCUCACUCUCACUGCUCCUCCACCUCUCAUCCUUCUGCCACAGUUUCGCCUUACGACCGUUUCACUUGUCUAGUCGCUCGUCUAGUGCGUGGAGUAGUUUGUGGGGGAAAUGUGUGUCUGAAAAGGUUGCAUUUAUCUCUUUUUAUGGCUUUUACUUUAUACAAGAAUUUUAAACUCUCAUCUCCAAACAGAUGAACCCCUGGCAUCAAAUGUUUUCUUUGCUGGGAUUCCUUCUGUGAGUCUUUACUAUUUUUGUGUUUUAACAGAAACAAUGCUAUGAAUGUUGGAUAUGGAUGUAAUAUAUUUUACAUGCAGACGCUAGAAUUUGAUCGAUUGACUCCCCUCACAGAAAUGCUCUCAUCCCCUUGUCCUCCUCGGUGCAAUUAUCAUCUCGAACACUCCUCCUUUUCUACUGUCUCAAGAACGUACUGUAACGCAGUCGUCGUCACUCGGUGUCAAACAUCCCAGUACUGACUUUCUAAAGCAUCGCCGCACCUCUCUCCACCACCUUAGGUUGUAAUACAAGCGCUGUAGGCGUGUCAGUAGUGUGCCACGUAGUUAUGUCCCUGACUCUCCCAAACAAUGUAUUUUAGUCUUCCAAAGAACUGUACGGUCAUCUGUCACAUAGUGAGCAACCACUGAUUUGAGUGUAGUGUGUUUCUCAUUCAUUCUGCAUGAACAUUUGCAAGUUCAGUGCUAGUGUGCAAUAAUCAGAUGUUCCAGUGUGGUGUGGUGAUACGAUGGCUGCCAUGCGAUUAUCUGUUCACUUUAAUGAGAGAGUCUGAGUAGACUGGGUGUGAGGCUAAUGGAACAACAGAGCCAUGUUGAAAAUCAUUAUCUUGUGAUAGAUAUAAUAGUAAUAAAAAAUACAAACUCUGGGUUUUCUCACAGCCGUUUAUCACCAACAACUACUGAAUAGUACUGUAGAAACUCACCACAAGCUGCAUGUUUUGAUAGCUUAGAGUUAUUGCUGCUUGCAGCAGUGUAGUGCUUAAGAGCCAUCAAUGUAUCCUGUAAAUUCUUUCUCUGUGUUUCUGUACGGUAAGAGGAGGCUGGAGGUGAUGUGUUGUUUCGUGUUACAUAGGCAUGUCACUCUAGUUAGUGUCAGUGUUUAUCAUAAGCUAGCAGUAGAAAGUUAGACUUCCUGUCAGUUCCUUCAGACUGAAAAGAUGAGAGCAGGUCAAUGUCUGUAUUUACAGUUUGUGUAAAUGGGAAACCUAGAGAUGAUGUCUCCAGUGGUUUACAUUUUUAUUUUUUCCUUGGCCACGUUUUGACGUGUGUGUGUGUGUGUGUGGGCCCCGGCCGCUCCAGUUAAUGUAUUUUUUAUUGUUUCCACACACGACAAUGUACACAAUUAAGAUGAUUUUCACGUUAGCUCGUUAGAUUUAGUUUUUAUAAAGAACACACUAAUUAGCCAAGUUGUAUUUUAUCUUUGUGUGUCUGUCAGUGAUCAAUACUGUAUGUAGCACAAUAGUAAUAGUCAUCUCUAAUAUUAAAGAUGCAGUUUGUAAGAUGUUUUGGUAACUUUGAUCUCUGCAGGGCAUUUAUUUGGCCAUGUUGUCUGAGUCAUUAGUAGCUGAUUAUGAAGCACCCUCAGGCUAACUGACCUCACUAAAACCAGAAAUCUGUUUUACAUUAAAUGUAUCACUCAACUAAAUAACAACUACUAACAUUAGGAAAGGAAUCCAGAGUUCAAAGUUUCUUUUAGUAAAUAAUAAUAAUAGAUAUAUUUUAUGAAACACUGAUUUCUAAAUACCCUUUUGCAUACCAAUGCACAUCUACGGUCUAAAAUUAGACCAUUUUAAAAUAUUUUUAAUCAUCUCACUCAUUGAAUUGCUUCGAUUCGAGCAAUUAGUUUUGUCACCUCCUUAAAGUUCAGGCUUUUUGAAGUUAUUUCUGUAUCGCUGAAAGCUGAAACCACAAGAAGGAGUGCUAAAUAAAGUUUGAAACUUGUACAAUGUAUAGCUGCUAAAAUAUAAUCUAAACUCGGAACAUAAAAACACAUCCGAGUUCAGACAAAUGUGACGCUGCUGUUUGAGACGGAUCCCCAAACAGGAAGCUGUCGUGGAGUCUGUCCUGUUGUCUUCAUCCAGGUGUGGAAGCAAAAACUUUCACUCCAGUUGCGGCACUAAAACUCUCACCAACUGCUUCUUUAUAUGUGUAAGUUAUAACACUAAUGAAAAUUAGACUACACUGACUCAUAUUACUGCCUUGUCACUCACGUGUCACUUGGAAUUAUUGUGCUUUCUCUCCUUCAAAGAUUGCUGUGUCCAGUCAGUGGCAACACUAAAGCCAGACGAGUUAAAAGAACAUUAGCAGAUUAAUUUAUUUCUGUUCAUGUAAAUUAGGUGUAUAAAAUGUAUGUAUAUAAAAGUCACUGCACAAUAAAUGUGAACAUAUCAUAA